Pygocentrus nattereri (red-bellied piranha) is the source of this 5099-nucleotide messenger RNA. RefSeq names its product argonaute RISC component 4 (gene ago4). Bases 163 to 2787 code for a protein of 874 amino acids. Gene Ontology annotation, molecular function: protein binding; RNA binding. Lineage: Eukaryota; Metazoa; Chordata; Actinopteri; Characiformes; Serrasalmidae. The record is from RefSeq and is a predicted model, not a curated record. The transcript is spliced from 18 exons.
UAAAUCACACAACGCAGCGCAGCCCGAGCUCGAUCCCUGGACUAGCUACGCAUCCUUCCAUUUCUUAAAUUAGCCACCUUAAGCUUCGAGAUACCGCCCCCAAUUUCAGUGUCGGUACGGAGCCGCCGGGCCGGGACAGAGACGGAGAGAGAGCCCUCGGCCAUGGAAGCGCUCGGACCCGGCCCGCCUGCUCCUACCUCCCUUUUUCAUCCUCCACGCCGGCCUGGCUUUGGCUCGGUGGGGAAGCCGAUUCGCCUGCUGGCCAAUCACUUCCAGGUGCAAAUCCCCAAAAUCGAUGUCUAUCACUAUGACAUUGAAAUCAAGCCAGAGAAACGACCUCGAAGGGUUAACAGAGAGGUGGUGGACACAAUGGUGAGACACUUCAAGAUGCAGAUCUUUGGGGAUCGGCAACCUGGAUACGAUGGCAAGAGGAAUAUGUACACAGCUCAGCCACUGCCCAUUGGGAGAGACAGGGUGGAUCUGGAGGUGACUCUGCCUGGUGAGGGGAAGGACCAGACCUUUAAGGUGUCUCUGCAGUGGGUGUCAGUGGUCAGUCUGCAGAUGCUUCUGGAAGCUCUGUCUGGUCACCUGAAUGAGGUCCCUGAGGACUCCGUCCAGGCCCUGGAUGUUAUUACACGCCAUCUUCCCUCCAUGAGGUACACUCCUGUCGGCCGCUCUUUCUUCUCUCCUCCUGAAGGUUACUACCACCCGUUGGGGGGAGGGAGGGAGGUAUGGUUUGGGUUCCAUCAGUCUGUCCGUCCAGCCAUGUGGAACAUGAUGCUCAACAUCGAUGUUUCAGCCACAGCAUUCUAUCGUGCCCAGCCAGUGAUUGAGUUCAUGUGUGAGGUUUUAGACAUCCAAAACAUCAAUGAGCAGACCAAACCCCUGACAGAUUCUCAACGUGUCAAGUUCACCAAGGAGAUCCGAGGGCUGAAAGUGGAGGUCACACACUGUGGUCAGAUGAAGAGGAAGUACCGUGUGUGCAAUGUCACGCGCCGCCCAGCCAGCCACCAGACAUUUCCCUUGCAGCUAGAAAAUGGACAGGCCAUGGAAUGCACUGUAGCCCAAUAUUUCAAACAGAAAUAUAGUCUGCAGCUCAAAUAUCCCCACCUGCCCUGCCUUCAGGUGGGGCAGGAACAAAAGCACACAUACCUACCCUUGGAGGUUUGUAACAUUGUGGCAGGCCAGCGCUGCAUAAAGAAGCUGACUGACAACCAAACCUCCACCAUGAUCAAAGCCACCGCUCGCUCAGCUCCAGACCGCCAGGAGGAGAUCAGCAGGCUGGUCAAAAGCAACAGCAUGGUAGGCGGGCCUGACCCCUACCUCAAAGAGUUUGGCAUCGUGGUGCACAACGAUAUGACAGAAGUGAUGGGGCGGGUCCUCCCAGCGCCCAUGCUGCAGUAUGGGGGCCGGGUGAGUACAGACACUGGGAGGGACUGUGGCAGGAACAAGACCGUGGCUACGCCCAACCAGGGCGUGUGGGACAUGAGGGGGAAGCAGUUCUAUGCAGGCAUCGAAAUCAAGGUGUGGGCCGUGGCCUGCUUUGCCCCUCAGAAACAGUGCCGUGAGGACUUGCUCAAGAGCUUCACAGACCAGUUGAGGAAGAUUUCUAAGGAUGCAGGAAUGCCAAUCCAGGGUCAGCCCUGCUUCUGCAAGUACGCCCAAGGAGCUGACAGUGUUGAGCCCAUGUUCAAGCACCUUAAAAUGUCUUACGUUGGUCUGCAACUCAUUGUGGUCAUCCUGCCUGGAAAAACACCGGUCUAUGCGGAGGUAAAGCGUGUUGGGGACACUCUGCUGGGCAUGGCUACCCAGUGUGUUCAGGUGAAGAAUGUGGUGAAGACCUCCCCUCAGACGCUCUCCAAUCUCUGCCUCAAGAUUAAUGCGAAGCUGGGUGGCAUCAAUAAUGUCCUGGUGCCCCAUCAGAGGCCCUCUGUAUUCCAGCAGCCAGUGAUCUUUCUUGGUGCUGACGUUACUCACCCACCAGCAGGAGAUGGGAAGAAGCCAUCCAUUGCAGCGGUGGUUGGCAGCAUGGAUGGCCACCCCAGCCGAUACUGUGCCACAGUGCGAGUGCAGACCUCACGCCAGGACCUGUCACAGGAGCAGCUCUACAGUCAGGAAGUCAUACAGGACCUCACCAACAUGGUGCGCGAGCUGCUCAUCCAGUUCUACAAGUCUACCCGCUUCAAACCCACGCGCAUCAUCUACUACCGUGGAGGUGUGUCAGAGGGGCAAAUGAAACAGGUUGCAUGGCCGGAGCUGAUAGCCAUCAGGAAAGCAUGUAUCAGUCUGGAGGAGGACUACAGACCAGGGAUCACCUACAUUGUAGUGCAAAAACGCCACCACACUCGACUCUUCUGCUCUGACAAAGCUGAGAGAGUUGGGAAGAGCGGUAAUGUUCCAGCAGGCACUACAGUGGACAGUACGAUCACCCAUCCAUCGGAGUUUGACUUCUACCUGUGCAGCCAUGCUGGUAUCCAGGGCACCAGUCGUCCUUCACACUACCAUGUGCUUUGGGACGACAACUGCUUCACUGCGGACGAGCUGCAGUUGCUCACCUAUCAACUGUGCCACACAUACGUGCGCUGCACACGCUCAGUUUCCAUCCCUGCGCCGGCUUACUAUGCCCGGCUUGUUGCCUUCCGUGCCCGUUACCACUUAGUGGACAAAGACCAUGACAGUGCGGAGGGCAGUCACGUAUCAGGCCAGAGUAACGGUCGGGACCCUCAGGCCCUGGCUAAGGCCGUCCAGAUUCACUAUGACACCCAGCACACCAUGUACUUCGCCUGACUACUUCAACCAGCAGGAGAUGCACUUCUAUGCUCCCUUUUGAGUCUUCAGUCUAUCUCCUAUCUCUUUCUGUCUUGCUUUCUCUCUCUGUCUAUCGUGUCUUCAUCAACACCAAAGCGGUUCCAAAGCCAACAGGCUGACCACAAGUCCAGUUCUACCGGUCAGCCUCCGAGGAACUGCCCACCAGCAAUCCUGCACUGAGAGACCGUUGGUCUCCAAGGCACAGAGAAAAAAUUGAGCCAUUUUAAAUUUGUUUUUCAGUUUUGAAUGUCUUUUUUUCCUUUUAUUAUUUGUAAUAUACACUGAGUGUGAGCGAACCUGCGCCAUUUCGUCAGGACAGCUCUGGCUCUCUCAGCUAAGCUGGACUCUGUCUACCUUUACCUCAAGCCAAUAUUGGCUGAAACUUGUCACAUUGUCUUUUUGGGUGGGAUGGGGCUUGCAUGAUUUGAGUGGUUGUUUUUUUGUUUUGUUUUUUUGUUAAGGUUUUUUUUUUUUUUUUUUUUCUCUUUCUGUCCUUUUUACAGUUGUAUUUUAACUCUCUCCGCUCAGUCUUUUACAAACGAGGUGACCUGGGUAUCCAUACCCAUUACUCUUCUCCCAUUUUGCAGAGAAGUGUGUAAGUGUGUAAGUGUGUAAGUGUGUAAGUGUGUAAGUGUGUAAGUGUGUAAAAGUUUCAUGGCAGGCCACUGAAUUGUAAAGGGAAAUCAAGGAGUUAACUGCUGUAAAUGCCUCAGUGUUUUUGUUUUUUUUUUUUUUUUUUAACAUUUUUUUUAUUAUUAUUAUGGUUACACACACAUAUAUAGAUAUAUAUAAAAAUAUUUACAUCUAUAUAAGCCUAUUUCAGUAGAUGAUUUUUACAGGCUUGCAUAAGCUGAUGGUUGUGUGUAGCAGUAAUGUUACCUAUGGUCUUAGCUGUGUGAUUGAUGGGGCGUCAGGCCAGGGUAAUUGGAGCUUGGCACAGGUGGCACUCUGCCUGUGGCAAGGUUGGAAACCUGUACGUCCUUGUUUGGAUGGUAAUGUACAAGGUCCGGGGAAGUGGCCUUAGCAUGGUUUUUGGACAUGAUGCUAGCCAAUCAGAGGCUGGCAUUGUGAAAAGAAGGCAAAGCUUGCAAAAUUACAGCACUCUCUCUUACCUUUUAUGCAUUUCUACAUAAGAGUCAAAUCAGAUUUUUAAGAGUUUAAUAUAAAAAAAAAAGUUUUGUGGAUAUCUUAACAGUUAGUAUAGAAAGUCAAUGUUGUUCCUACCGUUGUUAAUGUUGUUGCUAUUAUGAAUAUCAGACCGUCAGCAGCUCAGUUGCAUAAUGAAUUUAUCCAGGAGUCUUUUUGGUGGUGUUGGGUGAAUCUGGUUUCGUAGCUGAACAUGUUGUAGCAUUCUGGCCAUGGUUGAGGGGCCCAAAGUGCUGUGGUUGGUUGGUCUUCCUUUUGGCUCAUUUUGUGAUUUUUAUGUAUUGGAUGUAAUGAGUUAUUGUGGCAAAGAUUUUUGAUUUUGACCUUAUUACUGCCCCCACGUGUCUGAUGGUGACUUGCUGGGGAAAUUGUGUCCACUGGUGGCAAAGAUGGGAUUAGCAAGAGGAAAGAUGAGUGACAAUCAGGGCUGGGGGGGGGAUUAGUGCUGGUUAGAUAGUUGGCAGUUAUUUGAAUUUUACACUUGCUAUGUGUUUUUAUCACUGUUGUGCGUGUGUGUGUUUGAACAUGUGUAUCUAUAUAUAAAGUCUAAAUAGUAUUUUCUUUCAUAACGUAACAAUAAAAACAUUAUACCGUUUUGCUAAGAGACGCAAGCAUAAGCACUGCCUUUGGACCUGACAACACCUGGCUUGGUGCAGUUGAACUACAGUGAGCCUUUUUCCCCAGCUGAAGUGGUUUCGAAGGGUGUCGGCAUGCAUGCCUUGUCAGGCGGGUGGCUCAGCAAAAACCCUUUUGUAAUAAACCGUAAAGCAGCAGGUUUGCUAUAAAUGUGUUUGAGCACUCACCUGUUCAGGGCAUGACUGCUGGUCCUUCAAGAACGGGCUGGGGCCAAGCAUCACUUGCAAUAAGUUGGAUAAAGGUGUUGGGCAAUUUCACAAGUUUCUACUCAACUUUUUUUUUCUAAUACUGAGCUCACAUCGUACGAGGAUUUAGAUUAAUUAUGUCUCAUGAAGUUCACUAAACCGGUUGUGAAAUGACUAUUUUCAAUUUCAUAUCAUUGCACAGCAAUAUAAUCCAAAUUAUGAACAAGGCAAAGCUAUAAUUCUUCUCAUUAAUGUGGCUGUUGGUCUGAUAGCCUAUUGGCGUUUGUGUUUCUGUACCUUUUUUUUUUUUUUUUUUUUUUUUUU